Molecule: messenger RNA, 1716 nt
Organism: Papilio xuthus (Asian swallowtail)
Lineage: Eukaryota; Metazoa; Arthropoda; Insecta; Lepidoptera; Papilionidae
Product: synaptic vesicle glycoprotein 2C-like
Exons: 10
Coding region: 125-1660 (511 amino acids)
Biological process (GO): transmembrane transport
Cellular component (GO): membrane
Molecular function (GO): transmembrane transporter activity
Source: RefSeq, a predicted model, not a curated record
GACACGGUGGCGACGGUUGUCCGUACUUUAAGAUUAUUUUUUAUUUUAUUAGUAGUGAAAAAUGAGACCAUCAAUGUGAUUUUUAACGAAUUAAUAAAGACGUUUAUUUAUUUAAAAAAAUAACAUGAAUGGAAAUCAAGUCGGCACAUUGAGUGAGGUUGUUGAGAAGAAAAAUGAUAAUGCAUCAUCCUUGGAUCAUGCUAUGCACGUCGCAGGUAUCGGUUGGUACAACAUCAAAUACUGCUUGGUGUUAGCUCUCUUCCUCAUAGCAGCUAUAGUAGAGCCGAUUGGUUACUCCUACAUAUUGCCAGCAUCUAAAUGUGAUCUAAAUAUAACGGAUGCACAACGAGGAUUUCUGGCCUCCGUCCCAUACAUAGGUAUUGUACUGACAUCAUUUCCAUGGGGCUACUUAGUGGACACUCGGGGCAGGAAGAAGUCAUUGAUUUUGGGUUCUUUGGCGGCGGGCAUGUUUAUAAUGCUUUCCGCCUUUAUGCCAAACUUCAUUAGUUUUGCUGCCUGCAAAUUCUUGUCAGCGUUAUGUACAGCAUGUCCGGCAGCAGCACCUUACACAUUUAUAGGGGAACUCGUUCCCCUGAAGUAUAGAGAUGUCACUUUGUCUGUAACUAACGCAAUGCAGAUAUUAGGAUCCGUCAUAGUACCUUUGUUCGCCUGGGCUGUCCUACCUUUAGACUUUAGAGUGGAUUUCGGAGCUUAUGACUUUCGACCAUGGAGACUACUGACAAUGAUGUACGGUUUUUUAUUCAUAUUAGCGGCUCUUUUGUUGUUAUGCGGACCAGAAAGUCCAAAAUAUCUUUUGUCUCAGGGAAGAUAUGACGAAACUUUGGAACUGUUAAAGAUAAUAUAUUCGAAAAAUAAAAAGAAAUCGCCUGAUGAAUUUCCGAUAAAGAGUCUUAAGAUCGACGAAACUGUUCAAAAAGAAAAAAUUAGAUUCUUAACAUCUUUGAAAGUACAAACAUUGCCUUUAUUUAAACCGCCUUAUAUAAAAUGGAUGAUACUCAAUAGUUCUAUCUUCUUUGGAAUUCUUGCAACAGCUAAUGGUCUUUAUAUUUGGGUGCCUGAUAUUAUAAAUCGCGUGCUAACAGGUGAUAGUGAAGGAGCAACGGCAUGUGAAAUUAUCGCCCAAAGACUCAACGCUACGGGAGAUGACAUUGUCGAAUGUGAUGAUUCGCUGGACACAACCACGUUCCUCAUCAACUUUGUCGCUAAUUUGACUUGUGCAGUUAUCGCAAUCGUAGUCAGUAGUACCGUCAAGAUCAUCGGCAAGAAGAACUUACUAAUAUCAGUGCUGUUGAUAAUCGGUCUAUUUUGUGCAUUAGUUAAUGUGGUAACGCAAGAUAUAUUGUUUGUUAUAUUCUUGUCUGCGAUGCCAGUGCUCGCAUUAGCGAUAGGACCAGUUAAUGCAUACGCUGUAGAAAUAUUCCCAACACAUCUAAGAGGCAUGGCUGUCAGCUUAUCAAUGAUGAUGGGUCGUAUUGGCUCCGUAAUUGGAGCUAAUAUCGCUGGGAUUAUGUUAAACGCUGCCUGUGAAGUCACAUUCUAUUUCUUUGGAGGAUUACUUAUGUUUUGCGGUUUGAUGUCGUUCCUAAUGCCCUCUUCUAAAGCGAAACAAACCAAAGAGGUGUUGAUGACAAAAAUGUGAUUUAUAGAAACGAAGUAUCGUAAAUAAUUGUACGUAUAAAAUAAGCCAUGUAAGAU